UCCCGACCACCAACCCCCCACAAACACCACAGCCACCGGACGGCAGCCAAACUCGCCGGUCACCGGACCAAUCUCGUCAGGAUAUCGCCGGGCACUGGACGGCAGCCGUACCCCGUCGUCGGACCAGCGAAGCAGGUGGACAUGGCUGACAAUGUUGAACUAAUUGGUGAUUACACAGACCAUUUUCUUAAUGGCGUCCGAUAUGCCAAUUUCGAAGAUGCUGUAACAGAGACCAAAAACAUCGCGAUGUCUCUUGGUUUCUUUCUAACUAAGGGAUCGAUGAAGCCACGUGACUUGGGCAACGAAAGAUCAUUGGGUAUCUGUUAUAUGUAUUGCGACAGAUGCAGUAGGGAGAGGAAGUCAUACAAGCCGGAUCCUUCCAAAGAGAGUCGUGGCAAUACAAGUUCAAAAGGAGCGGGAUGCAUGUUCAAGAUUAAAAUCAAAGAAAUACUGGUUAAUCCAGAUGCUCGUGAUGGACCUACAUUCUGGGAGAUACAAGGAGUCGCGGAGCAAGGAACCGGUUUAAGGCGAGGGUAUCACAGUCAUGAGAAAAUGCUUUAUCCCGAGGGCCAC
Molecule: messenger RNA, 573 nt
Organism: Linum tenue
Lineage: Eukaryota; Viridiplantae; Streptophyta; Magnoliopsida; Malpighiales; Linaceae
Source: the annotation of a GenBank genome assembly